This is a messenger RNA of Chaetomium strumarium, 993 nucleotides long. Its product is annotated as ribonuclease III domain-containing protein. Gene Ontology annotation, biological process: U4 snRNA 3'-end processing; termination of RNA polymerase II transcription; rRNA processing. The record is from RefSeq and is a predicted model, not a curated record. The transcript has a single exon. Lineage: Eukaryota; Fungi; Ascomycota; Sordariomycetes; Sordariales; Chaetomiaceae. Bases 1 to 993 code for a protein of 330 amino acids. Gene Ontology annotation, cellular component: nucleus; nucleoplasm. Gene Ontology annotation, molecular function: ribonuclease III activity.
AUGCCGAAACGCGCUCACGGCGAGUCGGACACUGCGACGGAGGCGGGAGCCGUCCAGCCAGCACUCAAGCGGCCGAAACCCGACGAGACAAGCGAUACCAGCAGCACAGCGCCACCCAUCCCCCUUCACACGGCCUUCUUUAAAUGGACAUCCUCAUCAGUUUCCCAGACAUAUCCGCCCCUGCCCCAAGUCUUAGAUCCAGCCCUGGAGACUGCGGCACUCACCCACUCGGGCAUGCGUAAGAGCCUCGCCGACCUGAGCUACGAGCGACUCGAGUGGAUCGGCGACGUCUACCUGGAGCUCAUCGCGUCGGAGCUCAUCUAUGCCACCUUCGGGACGCUGGAGCCGGGCAAGUGCUCGCACUACCGCGAGAUGCUGGUGCGCAACUCCACCCUGGGCCAGUUUUCAGUGCACUACGGCCUCGACAAGCGGGCCAACUUCCCCGCCGAGUUCGGCCUCGGCGGGCGGCCGAAAGGCACCACGGCCAGCCAGAAGCAGCGGACCAAGGCGCUGGGGGAUAUCUUCGAGGCGUAUGUCGGCGCGCUGGUCAGGUCGGACCCGGAGCACGGGAUCCGGAGGGCAACGGAGUGGUUGAAGGCUCUGUGGGGCCCCGUGCUGGAGCGGCAUAUCCGCGACGAAGAGAGCGGGGCGCACGUCAUCAGCGACGUCAACCCGAAGACGCAGUUGGAGAGGCUGAUUGGCGUGCCUGGAGUCAAGAUCGAGUACCGCGACCUGCCAUCCAACGGCAAGAGGGACAAGGACACGAAGCAGCAGCUUUUCUCUGUAGGCUGCUUCUUGCAUGGCUGGGGGGAGACUGGGCUGCAGUUGGGGUAUGGCAGCGCGCUGGGGAAGAAGGAGGCCGGUCAGAACGCGGCAUUGAAGGCUAUGGAGAACAAAAAGCUGAUCAAGAAGUUCGCCGAGAAGAAGAAGGCGUUCCAGGAUGCGAGGGCAGCCCAAGCAAGCACAGAAGGUGGAGAAGGAAAGCAACCUUAG